UUUCCUGCAGCGUGCUUUACGGUACCGGAGAAGAAGAAGGAGAAGCACGCCGCUCCCCUCCGUUGGUCACGGAAUCAGUGUUGUGACAUUGCGCGCCUGCUUCUUAUUUUCUAAAUGGACCGAAGGGGAUGUGACUGAAAGCAGUGUGUAGUCUGCGCGCGUGUAACCGAGUUGGAUUUAAACCUGACCCUGAGAUGAAUCACACUGCCCCGGUUGAUGCGCUCAUCUCCUCCGUCUUCUGGCUUCGGGGGCACUAAAGAUGCGGCUGAUAGCGCGGGUACCUGUCCUGGUUUCACACCGGUUCGGUUUGUCCCGGUAGACUGAUCCCGUCCGGUGCUGCGGUUUCCAAAGGGGCGAGCUGAGUGAUUUUUUUUCUUUCUUAACCGGAUCCGUCACCAGCAGCCUGCCAGAUGGAUAACUACUCUACUUUACAACUGCAGUGUCUGGAAAUGACCACUAAACGGAAGCUGAUUGGCCGGCUGGUGCCGUGCCGUUGUUUCCGUGGUGAAGAGGAAGUGAUCUCAGUGUUGGACUACUCCCACUGCAGCCUGCAGCAGGUCCCCAAGGAAAUCUUCAGCUUUGAGAGAACUCUGGAGGAGCUCUACCUAGAUGCCAACCAGAUUGAGGAAUUACCCAAGCAACUCUUCAACUGCCAGGCCUUGAAGAAGCUGAGCAUGCCAGAUAACGACCUGUCCAACCUGCCCACCACCAUCGCCAGCCUGGUGAACCUGAAAGAGCUAGACAUCAGUAAAAACGGAAUCCAGGAGUUUCCAGACAAUAUAAAAUGCUGUAAAGGCUUGUCUGUGGUGGAAGCCAGUGUCAACCCCAUCACCAAACUCCCAGAUGGUUUUACGCAGCUCCUGAAUCUGACCCAGCUCUUUUUAAACGAUGCCUUCCUGGAGUAUCUGCCUGCUAACUUUGGGAGACUCUCCAAACUACGGAUCCUGGAGCUGAGGGAGAACCACCUGAAAACAAUGCCAAAGUCCAUCCACAGACUGACACAGCUCGAGAGGCUGGAUCUGGGUAGCAAUGAAUUUUCUGAAGUGCCGGAGGUGUUGGAACAGAUCCACAAUCUGAAGGAGCUAUGGCUUGAUAAUAACUCUCUGCAGACUAUACCAGGGUCAAUAGGGAAGCUCCGUCAAUUGCGGUACUUGGACUUGGCUAAGAAUCGUAUCGAGACAUUGGACGCGGACAUUUCGGGCUGCGAGGCUUUGGAAGACCUGCUGCUUUCCUCCAACAUGCUGCAGCACCUUCCUGACUCUAUAGGAAUGUUAAAGAAGCUGACAACACUAAAGGUAGAUGACAACCAGCUAACCUCACUGCCUAACACCAUUGGGAGUCCGAAGCCCAAGCAAGGUCUGUCUCUACUGGAGGAGUUGGACUGUAGUUGUAAUGAGUUGGAGUCGCUGCCUCCCACCAUCGGCUACCUGCACAGCCUGAGAACCUUCGCUGCCGAUGAGAACUUCCUCUCAGAGCUGCCCCGCGAGAUCGGUAACUGCAAGAACGUGACCGUCAUGUCACUGCGGUCCAACAAACUGGAGUUUCUUCCUGAUGAGAUCGGACAGAUGACCAAACUGCGAGUCCUUAACCUCAGCGACAACAGGUUAAAGAAUCUACCGUUUACCUUCACCAAGCUGAAGGACCUGGCAGCUCUGUGGCUCUCUGACAAUCAGUCCAAGGCUCUGAUCCCACUGCAGACAGAAGCCCACCCAGAAACCAAACAGAAGGUUUUGACCAACUACAUGUUUCCCCAGCAGCCGCGACACGAUGAGGAUUAUCAGUCGGACAGCGACAGCUUUAAUCCUACGCUGUGGGAGGAGCAGAGACAACAGAGGAUGACUGUGGCCUUCGAUUUUGAGGACAAGAAAGAAGAGGAAGACAACUCUGGGAAGGUCAAGGUGGAGAUAAACCUAAAGCGCUAUCCCACGCCCUACCCUGAGGACCUGAAGAACAUGGUUAAGUCAGUGCAAAGUCUUGUGGGCAAAAGCGUACAUGCCGGACACGCCGGUCACGCCGGUCACGCCGGUCACGCCGUACACGCCGGACACGGGCACCAGCACCAGCUGAGCACAGGCACCGCCACCUCGGCAGGAACCAACAUGGAACAUACACACCUCAGCAAAGAGCCAUAUGAACCACCGUGGCCCCUGCCUCCUAAAGAGGUGACAGACAGAGAGAUGCAGGACUUCUCUCAGACUCAGCUAAUGGAUCAGGGACCAAUGCAUAACUCUGGCAUCGAUAUUCCUAAGAGGAAGGACAAAGAGGACUUGACAGAGAGCUCUGAGGAUUCAAUGGGCGGCUCUCCGAACGACAUCCGUAUCUCUGACAUGAGGCCCACCCUGGUGGAGCCACCAAUGUACAAACCAAAGGUGGUGUUGCUGGGGAAGGAUAAGAAAGAGUCUACAGAUGAAGAGGUUGAUAAACUCCACUGUCUGAACCACAGCGGCUCGUCGGCCACCUACUCCGAUUACUCUCCCUCGCAGGGCUCCUCGGGCUCCUCCAACCCGCCCGGCAACACGCACUCACACACGCUGUCGCACGGACACCCCCACAAUCCCGCCCUACCGCCUCCCAGCAAGGACCAGGCCCCUCAGACGCACUGGACCAACAGACUUGCCCAGUCAUUUCCCAAGCCCAUUGACUCCAAGCCCCUGCUGUCUCAGAGAGAAACUCCUCCAUCAGGAACCCUGCAGCAACGCGGGGAUCGGCGUCCACUUAGUGAGCCUUUUGACUGGGUUGACGCACCUCACUACGACAACACGGGUUUCGAUGCAGAGGAGUCUUCUCUGGACCCUCCUUCAUCUACCACCAGUCAGGGAAACCCGCCACUGGGCUCUAAGCCUCGCAGCUCAUCAACACACGGCCGCCGCCCCCUCCUUAGGCAAGACCGAAUUGUAGGGGUCCCAUUGGAAUUGGACACCCAGACGCUCCCCUUCCACGGCAACCAACGACCCAACCAGGACAAUGACUCGCAAUCCUCCGGACAUCCUUCCCAGAAUCCCUGGCAGAAUUGGACCAGGACCCCAAGCCCCCUGGAGGACAGAACCGCAUUUCCUUCCAAGCUGGACCUUACACCUACUUCCAGCCCCAAUCCUGAUCGCAAGGACAUGGAUUCAAGGCUUCAGCAAAGCACAGUGCCUUUGCCCGGCAGCUGGACAUAUCACGACAAUGAGGGGGAGCAAAACAGGAAGGAUCAGCUCAGUGUAGGCGGGGUCAACAAGGUGACCGUGGUGAUGAGUAAAAGCUCAGAUCGCCUGUCCCCCAUGAUGAAGGAGACGAGAUCCAAGUUUAAGAAGUCACAGAGCAUAGAUGAGAUUGACAUUGGCUCCUACAAGGUCUACAGCAUUCCCAUGGACAGCUAUAGUUCAUCCAUUGAGCAGCAAACUAGUUUGGACCGUCCAGAGCUCCCCGGUUCUAUGGAGCAGACCAACAUGUCACGGUCACAGUCUGCCCCCAUGUUAGAUGAGGAGAUGGGAUACCCCGGACACGGAUCUGGUGACCAAAACCAGAGACAGAACCAAAAACCUGCCAUCCCACAAAAGGCUUACCACUUUGACCACAACUACAACCCGCAGGUGACCAUGGAUCGCCGGGUCCCUCCCCCUUUCCCAAACACACCAGAUUAUGUCAACCACUCAUCGAAGGCUUUGGAGUACCUCAACCAACCAGGGAAGACACUACCCAAAGAGCUAGUGAGCCCUCGGUAUCGUGCAUAUCCACCCUUGGAGAUGUUUUCUUUCCCCCAGUUGCCAAUCAACCAAGAUGGCCAGCAGCAGCAGCCAAUCCCAAGUCAGCGCUCCAGACCAGGAUUUCUAAGAAGAGCGGACUCACUGGUGAGCUCUACGGAGCUCGCCUUGUUCCGACGGGUUCAUGAAGCUCAGCAGGAGGCGCUCCAAGAGUCUCAGUACAGACAACAGGCGGAUCCCCCUCUUUAUGGCCGGGCUGUCUACUCCACCCCCAUGGAGCACUCCGCGAUGAGUAAUAUGGCCGACAACCAGAGUCAGAUGCUGCACAACAAGAGAAACGGUCGUUAUGACGACGACUACCCCACUUACCAGGAGCAGAAGAAGCCCAUGAUUGGUUAUCCAACCAAGAGCCUGACUCAGCGGCGUCCCCUGUCUGCCAGAAGUUAUAGCACCGAGACCUACGGAGCAUCUCAGGCACGUCCGGUGUCCGCCCGUCCCACCAUGGCCGCCCUGCUAGAGAAGAUGCCACCUGACUACACCCUGGCAACCUGCCCCGAGAAGCCACCCGAUGACACCAUCAAAGUAAGACCUGUUGUACCCCAGAAACCUGAAGACAUCACCUCCAAGAUGCCUGCCGACUGGAGGCAACAGCUACUCAGGCACAUAGAGGCGAAACGACUGGACAGGAGUGGUGUCCUAAAGCACAACACGCUCACGCUGGGCAUGCUCUGUCAGGGCGGGGGUCACGGCCAGGGGCGCAGCAGCACUUUGAACUUUAACCUUUACAAUAACACUAAGCAUGAGCCCCCUGCUGGCCGCUGGCUGCCACUACCUCCACCUCCGUCUGCUAACGCUACCCCGUCUCAGCAGGGUGGCGUGCUGGACAAUGACCAGGAAGGGGUGUCAGGAAGCAACCAGUGGGCUCCCUAUUCACUAGGCAGGAGGGACGUCCCACCUGACAACCUGUUAAAAAAGAGCGCCCAUUCCCACAACCCUUCCCAUCAAUCACACAACACCAUGAUCGUCACUUCCUCUUCCUCCUCCUCGGCCACUACACCUCAUCGUGUGGUGGGUCAGCAGGGCUACGAUGGGAUGAUGAACAAAGGAGGCCAAUACAACCAAGGGAUGCAGCUGUCAGUGGUUCCGUCUGGGGGGCCGGGACAGUACCAAGGCAACAUGUCCCAGGCCCCUGGACAGGCCUACCCCAGCGGUGGUCUGCCUAUGGCCCUGUCCCAAUCCGGAAACCAACCCCAGUACAACCCCCAUACCUCUCACACCUCCCAUCAGCCCGCUACCAAUCCUCAGUACCAUGUCAACCAGGGCAUGGGCCAUAGCAACCAGGUCGUUAUGACCACCCACACCAACCCACGGCCUCAGAGCGCUCGCUGCCUGUUGCAGACUAAAGGCCAGAAGAGCACGGAUGGUUUUCAGGAGCAGGGUAUCUUUGUUACUAGGGUACAGCAUGACGGGCCUGCCGCCUCCGCCCUGCAGCCCGGAGACAAGAUACUGCAGGCUAAUGGACAUAGUUUUUUACACAUGGAGCACGAGACAGCCGUCUCUCUGCUGAAGAGUUUCCCGCGGACGGUGGACUUGGUGGUUCUGAGAGACAGCAGCACGCGCUAAAAUAGUUUUUAAAAACAAACAAAACAAAUACAGCAACGCUUCUCUACUCUGCUCAUCGCCAUCCCACGCCAUCCCACCUGCCCUCCUCUGGAGGUUUAUGGAACUGAAAAUUGAGCCACAUUUUUCCCCCCUUUUUUUUGGUGGUUUUUUUAAAACAUUUUUAAGGGAACAGUCAGACAUUUAUUUGCCUAUUGCUGGACCAAAGGCAAAUACCAGUGCCAAAUGUACCAUAGGAAACAUAUCGGCUCUUCUGUCUACCGGCGGUCAGCGAUCUGAUCUGAUCGACGGCUGGACGGACCGCAAGAGGACUAUACACUUUAAAGUUCCUACAGGGCUGCUGCAGUUUGGAUUUUGUGGUUGGUUUGUGAUUUAAGCUGCCAUCUGAGCGGUCAGUCUGAGUAGUUUUUGUCGGUUAGUUAGAUUUUGGGAUAUUUUUCUUUCUUUUCUCCACUGCCGUCCAUUGUGAAUUUAAAGUAUUUUGUUUGGUGUAGCACAUGGUUCACUUUCCUUGUUCUUCACAGCUUUAUUAUUUCUUUCGCAUCUUCCGUCUUUUUUCCCCACUUCUCAGUCCUUUUUCUAUCACCGUCUUUGAUUUUCAUACUCCUCCGAUAUAUUUUUUGUUCUGUUCUGCAGGUUAUUGCCUCCACUGUACAGAAAUUGAAACUUAAGACUCUGCCUUGUGUACAUACAUAGAGAUUCAGCUUGUUAGAACUCUCCUUGGGGCCUGAGCAGACAGCUCUUAAAAGUUUAUGAUUCAUAUGAUUAUUGUUGAUAAACUAUAUUCUCAAUUCCCUCCUGUGGAAAUACAGGGGUCGUUUCUUCAAAUGGUUUUCUAAAGAGUAUAUCACCGUUUUAUCUGUAUAGAAAACACUUUUCAUAGUUCAUCACUGCUACUUUUUUCUUUUCUCUUAAAAAAAGCUGUUGCUUGCACAGCUGUGCUGAAAGGAGCUAAAGCAAUAUUUCUGAGGCUCGGCCCAUUGAGCUUUUCAGCAGAGCCUUACUUGUCCUGCAGUGCCAUCUAUUGAGCAAGUCAUGCUAAUGUUUACACACACUGCCAUGCACAUAAACUAACAGGCAAAUACACACAUAAAAUUACACAUAUCUAUUCUCUGCAAUGUUGCAUAAUGCAUCCCUCAUUUUAGAAUAUCAUUUCCAUUAUAAAACUGGUCCAUUAAUAUUAACGGUGCCAUCUUUUUAAAGUCCUGUCUUAUGUUGUGCAGUGAUGUCACAUCCCUUUUGAGGUGUUUAUAAAGUCACAGCAUGCUUUUACAUCACUGGACACUGACAGAUAGCCAUUUUCUGUUGGCUUCUAGCCGUCUCUACUUUCUAGAAGACUCUAGACGUAUUAAAGCACUAAGUGCUGCUUGUUGAUCUGUGCCAUAUGCAGCCUCCUCGGCUGUAUUUACAACAAUAUCAGAGCUUUACCUCUUUGUGGCCCAGAACUGAUCGGCACACACUAAAAUCAAAAACGUUGCUUCAGUGAGCCGGUAAGCUGUUCUAUAGUCGUUGACCCGGCUUCAGCAUCUCCUCUGCUGAAGUCUCCUGACCUUCGGCCUUCCUGUGGAAAGCAGUGUGAGACACUAAUGCCCCUACAAGCAUCUGCAAGGUUUCAUUUUAGGAGGAUAAAUCAGAUAUCGUCUCUUUUUUUGACAAUCGGGGAAACUGAUCUGAUUUGUGUCACAUGUGCUUUCGGUUACACUUGAAUUGUCGAGGAGGUGCUGAUUGAUACUCGGCAUACACGGAAGGCUUGCUGAAUUUGCUGGUAAAUGCUCAAACUAUUUAAAAGAGCAGGGAAAAUGAAAGUUACGGUGGACCUGAUGGGUCAACAGUACUGCAAUUUAAGAAAACAUCUGCUAACAGAAAAAUGCUACAAAUGGUCACAAAAAAAAAACCUUGGAAAACACAAUGGAAGUGCAUUAGGGGAGAUAAUAAUGUGACAGAACCAAAACUUGCGAAGGGUUGCACCGACACACGCUUAAACGAAGUGGAGGAUUCUUGUGAGGGGAAAACAAAUGCAAGGUACUGUGUGUUUAAAUCGCAGAAUAACAUAAAUAUAUGUUUGCUAUUAGCUGUUAGCUUCUCACGUCGGCAGCUGUUCCGUCAUGCUAUUGUGUCCCCAAAACACUUCCGUUGUGUUUUGUGAGGGUUUUUUUGUUUUUUGUCUGAUUUUUAGCUUUUGCAGCCUUAUUCCAUUUGCCAAAGUUUCCUAAAAUUGCAGUGCAUUUGACCUCUCAGGGCCACCGUAGCAAUAGACUCUAUGUAAAAAAGCAAAAAGAGGAAAAAAACAAAACACCAAAACAGAGAUUGAAAGCCUUUGCUCUGUAGUCUGACUUUUAUAGUCAAGCUUGAGAAGAUGUACUGACUAAAAUACAGAGUCUCAUUCUUUUUGUCUUUAUGUAAAUGCACCAUGGGUCUUGAAGGCAUUUCAUGGCAGUGAGUUUUGUUCUGUUCUGCAUAACAUCUGAUGUUUCAUCCGGAGCGAACCAUCCUUCACUGUCCUUUUGAUUUCACUCGACAGGUACCCUUUUUGUGCCAACUCUCCAAGUACGAUUUCCAUCACUUUAUCAAUAGGAGACACAAAACGGCACAGUUUAAUCAUGUGGUUAGGAGAUUUAACCACAGGUACCUACCCCGACCCUAUUCAGAGUUUGAAAUAUCAAAGAUAUUGUGAUGAGAACAGAGUAAAAGGUUUGAUAAUAUAAUUAUUUUUUACUACAUGUUUCAGGUAAUUCUUUCUAAAUAUAUUGAUAUACCUUAGCUUUGCUCAAAAAUUGUGAUAUUUUAUAAUGACACUUAUAACAAAGUUAUGGAUGGAAGUACGCACAGUAUGACUUGGAGACCUACACAUGUACUAUCCAAAACUGUAUAAAAUGUAUUUCUACUGUAAUUGUGAAUUUGUGUUAUACAAAUAUAUAUUAUAUAUAUGUAUAUGACUAUUUAAAAAAAAAUUCAGUCAUUUUCUAUGUGUUUAAACUGCUAAAAGAGCUGAACAAAUGAGGGCGGUGUCACUGUACAUAGCUGUGAAUGAAAUCCAAUUUAAAAAUGACUCAUAUUGAUUGUGAAUGUACUCAUGCUUUCUGCAGUACCUACACCUACCCAACUUGAAUGCUGCUUCUUCUGUUGUGUGACAAAAAGUACUUUGACCUCCGAAGAGAGAAACGCUGUCGAGUUUAUAAGUUGGACAAAUUUUAGUGACGAUUUAACAGAAACUAUUUAUUUCUUUAUUUAUUUGCACAUGCAAGUUGAAAUCCUUCCAGUUUUAAGUUUGAGUAUUAAUGCGGAGAAAUGUAAUUGCCGAAGUAUAUAUAAUAUAUAUCAUGUGUUUAGAAUGCAUUUUGCAGACGCUAUCUGUACAUACUAUUUAAGAUACAGUUUUUACAAAAAAUAAUAUAUGUAUAAAAUUGAAAAAAUGCUGUGCAGCGAUUAUACUGGAGCCAUUUUGGGCUUUGGGACGUACCAUUUUUUCAGUAUAUAAGAAGUGUUUUGAAUAAUGUACUAAAGUCUCUAUUGUACAAAUAAUAAAAAUGUCACUAUUGGUAA
This is a messenger RNA of Neolamprologus brichardi, 8849 nucleotides long. The record is from RefSeq and is a predicted model, not a curated record. NCBI's taxonomy places the organism in Eukaryota, Metazoa, Chordata, Actinopteri, Cichliformes, Cichlidae.